CUAACGUCUUCACUCCCAUCCUCCUUCUUAUUACCUCCUCACAUCGGAGAAUCUCACCGGAGAUUUAAGAUAUGUCACUAACCUCAAUCUACGCAACACUCUCCCUCCUCCUAAUCUACCUAUCUCUCCUCUCCACAAACGCGUCUGGUAAUGAUGGAUCACGCCGUCCAAUGUUAUUCCCUCUCUUCCUCUCCCAAUCCAAUUCCUCCUCUCCUUCAAGAUCCGUCUCCCUUCACCAUCGGAAACUCCACAAAUCAUCACUACCUAACUCUCGCAUGCGACUCUACGACGAUCUUCUCCUCAACGGGUAUUACACGACGCGGCUUUGGAUUGGUACGCCUCCUCAGAUGUUUGCUCUCAUUGUUGAUUCUGGGAGUACUGUUACUUAUGUUCCGUGUUCUGACUGUGAACAGUGUGGCAAACACCAGGAUCCAAAGUUUCAGCCGGAGAUGUCCAGCACUUACCAACCUGUAAAGUGCAACAUGGACUGUAACUGUGACGAUGAUAAAGAACAAUGCGUUUACGAGCGUGAGUACGCUGAACAUAGUAGUAGCAAAGGCGUGCUCGGAGAAGAUCUCAUUUCGUUUGGUAAUGAAAGUCAGCUUACACCUCAGCGAGCUGUGUUUGGUUGCGAGACUGUUGAAACCGGUGAUCUGUACAGUCAACGUGCUGAUGGUAUUAUUGGAUUAGGACAAGGAGAUCUAAGUCUUGUUGAUCAGUUGGUGGAUAAAGGUUUGAUAAGCAACUCUUUUGCUUUGUGUUAUGGAGGGAUGGAUAUCGGUGGAGGUUCAAUGGUUCUUGGUGGUUUUGAUUACCCGUCUGAUAUGAUAUUCACGGACUCGGACCCUGAUCGUAGUCCAUAUUACAAUAUAGAUUUGACGGGGAUACGUGUUGCUGGGAAGCAGUUGUCGCUUAGCUCUGGAGUCUUUGAUGGAGAACAUGGAGCUGUUUUAGAUAGUGGUACGACGUAUGCUUAUCUCCCUGACGCAGCAUUUGCAGCAUUUGAGGAAGCUGUAAUGAGGGAAGCUUCUCCGUUGAAGCAGAUUGAUGGCCCUGAUCCAAAUUUUAAAGAUACUUGCUUCCAUGUUGCUCCAAGUAACGAUGCUUCCGGACUUUCAAAAAUAUUCCCUUCAGUGGAGAUGGUUUUCAAGAGUGGACAGUCAUGGCUUUUGUCCCCUGAAAAUUACUUGUUCCGUCAUUCCAAGGUGCAUGGCGCAUACUGUCUCGGUGUAUUCCCAAAUGGGAAAGAUCAUACGACCCUUUUAGGAGGAAUUGUGGUUCGCAACACACUUGUUGUGUAUGAUCGUGAGAAUUCUAAGGUUGGAUUCUGGAGAACUAAUUGUUCAGAGUUAUCAGAUAGGCUUCAUAUAGCUGGUGCACCACCAAGUCCACCACCACCACCACCUGCAAAAUUGCCUUCAAAUGAUUCAAAUCCAUCUCUCAAUACAUCAAACAAUCUCCCAGGGGAGAAGAAUCAGAUUGGUCGGAUAAACCUUGAUAUCCAACUAACAGUCAAUUCUUCAUAUCUGAAACCUCGCAUUGAUGAGCUCUCCCAGUUAUUCUCCAAGGAGCUCAAUAUCAAACCUACACAGGUCUAUUUAUCAAACCUCACCUCUAAUGGAAGCAACUCUCUAAUAAGAGUAGUUGUUGUUCCUACCGAAUCUUCUAGUUUAUUUUCCAAUGUCACAGCAACGAGCAUAGUUUCUCGGUUUAGUGAUCAUCAAAUCAAGCUUCCUGAGACCUUCGGAGAUUACCAGCUCGUUACUUACAAACUCGAGCCUCAAAGUAAAGGGACAAGGUGGCAGAUGAAGAACACCACUCUCGUGAUCGCAAUUGUGAUGGUCUCUGUAGUUGUUGGUUUAUUAGCAUAUGGAGUUUGGUUGAUGUGGAAACGCAAGCAAACAUCAAAUCUCUAUAAACCUGUCGAUGAAGCCAUAGUCGCUGAGCAAGAACUGCAACCUUUAUAAACAGCCUCUUAGUUCCUUACUUUUAUCUUACAAACUGUUCGGUCUUAUUCAAAGAAUACCAUACCAACCGUCUUACUUAUGUUUAUUGCUUAGUAAAUAAUGCCAACUUUUUGUUUUUAAUUAUGAGUGUUUUAUAUCCUUUUCAUUUGUAUUUUGUUCUCUAUGUUUUUUUCUGUCUCAUUGCUCAGUCAUUGGUAAGAAAAAAAUUUGAUGAAAACUGC
Eruca vesicaria subsp. sativa (arugula) is the source of this 2188-nucleotide messenger RNA. The record is from the annotation of a GenBank genome assembly. NCBI's taxonomy places the organism in Eukaryota, Viridiplantae, Streptophyta, Magnoliopsida, Brassicales, Brassicaceae.